Molecule: messenger RNA, 2043 nt
Organism: Ctenocephalides felis (cat flea)
Lineage: Eukaryota; Metazoa; Arthropoda; Insecta; Siphonaptera; Pulicidae
Product: CWF19-like protein 2 homolog
Exons: 7
Coding region: 566-1963 (465 amino acids)
Biological process (GO): mRNA splicing, via spliceosome
Cellular component (GO): post-mRNA release spliceosomal complex
Source: RefSeq, a predicted model, not a curated record
AUAGGAUUCUGAAGAAACAGCGAUAUGAUAUUUGGGUUGGCGGCCACAAUCUGGUUUUGGGAUAACAUCUGACUCGUCAGAAAUGCUAUCAACUAAAUCUUCAAAAGAUGAGGAUAAAACAAAGUCACUGCGAGGUUAGAGAAAAGGGUGAAUUUUGUGACAAGUUGUAUAUUGAGAAAAAAAAUAAAAAACACAAACACAAAAGUGAAAAAAAAUCUAAGAAAAAAAAGCAUAAAAGAUAUUCUACAUCUUCAUGUAGUACUAGUGAAAGUGAUGAUGAAUAUGUUAAAAAGAAAAUGAAAAAAAAGAAGAAAAAAAGUCAUAAAUAUAAAGAUAGUCCAGACUCAUCAGAAAAAAAAUUGAUUGCACCAGAAACAUCUAGAAAUUCUAGUAGAGACGAAUGGAUGUCUUUGCAAAGUUCAUUCGGUACAUUUACCAAAUCAGAACUCAAUAAGGAUAAAAUAAAGAAAAAUUUGAGAAGAAACAAGAAGAAAUAUAUGCACCUGGAAAAAGUAGUAGAGAACUAAAUCCUUAUUGGAAAGAUGGAGGAGAUGGUUUACCAAGUAUGAAUCAAAAAUUAAAUUUUAUGAAACCUGAUUUUGAUUUUACAAGCGAAAGAAACAAUACUAACUCUGAAAAAAAAGGAAGUUGGAGGAAAAAUGCUGAUGUGCACAAGAAAGAUGAAUUCAAAAAUUGUAUGUCUCAAAAUGAAGUUAUAAAUACCAGACCCAAGCAAGAAGCUAGUUCUCAACCCGAAGAAGCUGUUUUUCUUACUGACCAGCAGAUGAAUGAAUUGGCUGCAAAACUAGUAAAAGCAGAAAUUUUAGGUAAUCAAAGCCAGAUAAAUGAAUUAAAGCAAAAGUUAGAUGCUGCAAGGGAAGCACGCAAAAAUAUGCCUGCAGCAUCUAAUGAUAAGAUAAAAGAAAAUGCUGUUCUUCUGACAACUACUGAUUCCAGAGGACUGUCAAGACCGUUACCAGAUCCGAAAAGUGAAAAAGAUCCUUAUUAUGGGGGAAAAUCGAAAAAGAAAAAAGUUGUUGCUGAAACUCAUGUUGGUGGGAAAAGAGCUAAAUAUUUUGCUGAUGAUGAUAAACAUAGUUUACGCGAUAUGUUUGAAAAUGAAAGAUUCAAUACAACAGAUAAUCAAAACAAGCAGUUUGCAGAAAUUGUUGCCAAGCAUAGAAAUCCUAAUGAUGAUCUUGAAGAUGUAUUUUCAGAAAGUAUAAGAUCUUGUGAUAAUGAAUAUCAAACAGAUGAAAAGGCUAAGAAUAGAGCUAUUCGAGAACAUGAAAAAAUAUCACAAGUUCUAGAUAAUUGUGAUAAAUGCUUGGACUCUAGAAAAAUGGAAAAACAUUUGAUGAUAGCUAUGGGGGAACAUGUUUACUUAAGUUUGUUGCCAACUGAAGGUUUACAUGAAGGACACUGUUGCAUUAUACCAAUUCGACACGUUGGGUGUUCAACUCUACUUGAUGAGGAAGUUUGGAGAGAAAUACAAGAUUUCCGUAAAGCAUUAACUAAAAUGUUCUUAUCACAUGGUAUGGAUGUAGUAUUUUUUGAAAUUGCUAUAUAUUUGAAUAAAAGACCACACAUGGUGAUACAAUGUAUUCCUGCACCAUCAAAAGAUAUGGAACUAAUACCGUUUUACUUUAAGAAAGCAAUUUUAGAAUGUGAAGGUGAAUGGUCCCAUAACAAAAAAUUGAUAGAUUUAAAGGGUAAAGAAGUUGUGAAAGCUAUACCAAAAGGUCUGCCUUAUUUUUGGGUAGAUUUUGGAGAUGGAACGGGUUUUGCUCAUGUUAUAGAGGAACAAGAAAGGUUUCCAAGAAAUUUUGCACAGGAAAUUAUUGGAGGCAUGUUAGAAUUAGAUCCUAGAUUGUGGAGGCAUCCAAAAAAACUAAAUAAUCCCAUUCAAAAAGUGAAUGAACUAGCUGCAUGGUGGAAACCAUUUGAUAUCACACAAAAAUAAGACCAUAUUAUAUGUAUGUAUUAGCAUUUUAAUUUGUAUAAAAUUGUCAUAGUUCAUAUGAUACAUAACAUAUUUACAUA